GUAAUUUUUUCAUUACAGGUGCCUAGCUACAUUCAGGAUUACGUGGUAGUAACAGCCUGGGUGCAAGAUACCGGCGUGCAUCUAUACCCGAAUACCGACAUCGGUGGCAAAUACAUCGUACUGUCGAACGGUGAUCUGUACAUAAACAAUGCUGGACCAAGUGAUGCGUACAAAACGUAUUCUUGCAGAACUGUAAAUAGACUAACAGAAGAAAUACAACUUUCGACAUAUCCAGGUAGAGUGAUAGUGACUGAACCGAAAGGACUAGUACAACCUAGAAUUAAUGUAGAAAAACAUUCACUCAAGCACGUGGUUGUGAAUGCCCACGUGACGCUGCCUUGUGUUGCCCAAGGCCACCCGGUGCCAACGUAUCGCUGGUUCAAGGAGGUCAAGGACCAGAUCAUUCCCCUGCAGUUAAAUGAACGGAUCAGCAUCGUUUCGGCAGGAUUGCUCAAAAUUUCCAAAGCCCGCCUGGAGGACAGCGGGAAGUACCUUUGCUGGGUGAACAACACGGCCGGCGAAGAGACAAUCCAGGUGACGUUGACCGUUACCGCUCCUUUAUCAGCACACCUGCAGCCGCAAGUACAAACCGUAGAUGUUAGUAAGGAUGCACAGUUCCAGUGUAUCAUUUCGGGGUUUCCCGCGCACGAAGUUCUGUGGAUGCACAACGGAAAGCCAAUUGUGCGUGACAGUCGGAUAGAAAUCUAUACCGAUACGCCACGAAUUGUGAUUAAAAACGUACAUAAGGAGGACCAGGGCAUGUAUCAGUGCUUCGUGUCCAACGAAUGGGAGCAAAUCCAGAGCACGGCAGAACUACAACUGGGAGAUGCGACACCGGAGCUACUUUAUUGGUUUUCGGAGCAGACUCUCCAACCAGGCCCGACAGUUUCGUUAAAGUGCGUUGGGACUGGAAAUCCUCCACCGCAAUUUACCUGGAAGCUGGAUGGUUUUCCGAUACCGGAUAAUUCCCGCUUCGUGGUUGGCCAAUACGUUACAAUACACGACGACGUAAUCAGCCAUGUGAAUAUUUCAAACGUUAAGGAAGAGGACGGUGGAGAGUACACCUGUGUGGCGCAGAAUAGUAUAGGAAGAGUUUCACACAGCGCCAAGGUGAACGUCUACGGGCUUCCAUAUAUCCGAGAGAUGCCUAAAAUAACUGGCGUUUCAGGUAGUGACCUGGUUGUUAAAUGUCCCGUGGCGGGGUAUCCCAUCGAUAAGAUACACUGGGAACGUGACGGUCAAACACUGCCCAUAAAUCGUCGCCAGCGAGCAUACAACAAUGGAACGCUAAUCAUCGAACAGCUGCAAAGGACCGAAGAUGCCGGGACUUACACAUGUAUGGCUCAGAACAAGCAG
Molecule: messenger RNA, 1356 nt
Organism: Aedes aegypti (yellow fever mosquito)
Lineage: Eukaryota; Metazoa; Arthropoda; Insecta; Diptera; Culicidae
Product: Down syndrome cell adhesion molecule-like protein Dscam2
Exons: 5
Biological process (GO): axon guidance; homophilic cell-cell adhesion; dendrite self-avoidance
Cellular component (GO): plasma membrane; axon
Molecular function (GO): cell-cell adhesion mediator activity
Source: RefSeq, a predicted model, not a curated record